AAAUAAAUAUGGCGAUUUGUGUGAGUGAUGUGAUGUGACUUGACGUCCGCAGACGUCCGUGUUGUUCGGUAUCUUUAUUAUUUUUGUUGUAGUGUGCUGUGCUACACGCUUCUUAUACAAAAACGAUGAAUUUAAUUUUUAAGUACUGGUAAAAAUGUAAAUGGGAGGAUUGUAAUGGAAUCUUUCGAAGAUUCAAAUUGUCACACUCUCGGCGACAGCUUUUCUGUGUACGAGCGCUAUUUGAGAAGUUUUAGUGUUGUUGAUAGGCUUGUUGAAGAAGAUCAACACGACUCUAGUUCUUCCAGUACAGGUAACAUUGAAUUGUCGGCUGUUCGAACGAACCACUGCCUUUCGGCUGAACUGCAGUACGAAAUAUUGGAUUCAAGUAUUUGCAAAGUUGUCCAAGAUAAAACAUUAAUAAAUGUUGAUACAAAACCUAAAAGUCCAUGCUCCUUGCAAGGUACGUCAUUACAAGAUAAUAAUUCAUCUACUACAGUCGAACAGAGCUUUUUAAACGAUCAAUCUGGACCAAUAGAUGUCCCCUUUUCAUCUGAAGACUCGAAACCAGAAAGUUUUAAGCAACCUAUUUUUAUAACCUCUACCAUGGAGAACAGUAACAAUGCUGUUGACAGUGUACCUAUGUUUCGUGAUGUGAGACCUUCUGAACAGAUAUUUAAAUUGCCUAUAAGCGAACUUUCAUUCAAUGGUACUUUGAAGCAUGUGCAAAAGCUAAAACCGAUUGUUGACCCAUUAACUGCACUGAGUUCAACUAGAACUUUAGUUAACCUAAGUGAAAAGGUUAUAGAUCAACCUUCGCCUUUCCUGAUAAAACCUGAUGAUAAAAUUGAUAUAAAUCAUGAUGAUGAUCAACAUCCCAGCAGCACAUCAGAUGAUCAAAGUACAUUUGAGAAAAAUUUUAUUGAUAGGACAAUUGAAAGUACAGGCGAUUCCCAGUAUGGAGAAAAUAAUUGUAGAAAAGAUAAUCCAUUGUUCAAUGAUGAUGGCAGUAGUACAAAAUGGAAUUCAGAACAAAGUUAUUCUUCUCUUGAAGCAUCCUUUGAUAGUGGAGUCAGAUCUCCAGAUAUGUUCUCUGAUGAGGAUGAUGAAAUAGUACAUGCACCAGAACCAUUUUGGAAUUUUCUUAAAGAUUAUGAAGCUUAUGACAAGAAACGUGUUAGAAAAACUGAGAUGAUUCUUCAAGGGGUCCUGCCUCCCCCAUCAGUUACUAUUCUCAAAACUGAUGUGACCCAAAUGCUCAAGAAAUACUACUGCUUUUUACCAGCAUUUAGCAAUGACGAAAAAGUCCCCAUUCCAGAAUCUAACCCUGUUACACCUACCAAAAUGGUAUCCUUUGUUCAUAUACCAACAGAACUAGGAACUUCCACACAUGAGGCAUUGCCAGAAAGAGCUAAAGAUUCAACUCCCUUAGAUGGACCAAAAUGUUCACUAUCAAGUGAUACUAUUAAAUCUGAAUCAGAAUUAGAUACAAGUGCAAAUGAGAAAAGUAUUAAUUUCAAAACCUGCUCUGAAAUGGAAGCCAAAGAAACUGCUUGGCCUGAAGUGUUGAAAUGCAGACAUUAUGACGUUUACUACAAUGUAACCAAAUAUUCUGAGAAGUUUGAAUGUCUUGCAUUACGUUAUGGCGAGAGGUAUGUGGGCGCAGAAACUGACACUAGUGUCAGCAUACACUCAGGAGGAAUGCAGUCACCAAGCAGUGCCAGUAAAAGAAAAGCACUAAGACUUGCCCAAGCGAAAUCUCCAGGGCGACGUCUAUCACAUUUGGCACGUCGCAGGCAGACAUUCUGCAGUGCUGCUACCAUCAGUGAGAAGGCACAAGCAACAGCUUCCAAAAUGGUCCUCAUAGACAAAAAUUUCUUCCCACACAGAAAGCUGAUCAACACAUCCGAAAGGAGGAGUCCACGUAAACUGGGAUUCCGACGAACACCCGGCAAGAAGACGCCGUUACGCAAAACGCCAGGCAAAAAGACACCGGCCAAAACUCCAAAACAACAAAGUGGCGGUUCCAGUCGAAAGAAAGCCAUGAGACGUCUCCUGAUGGAUACAGAGAAUAUGACUAGAUCGCAACCGACUCGAGAAACUUUGAAGAGAGCACUCUUUGUCAGUCCAGAGGGUAGAAAGACAGUCCCACCUGGGCCAAGCACAUCAGUGCCGUUACAGGCAAUGAAGUCCAAAAGGGCCUUAUUUGGGUCGCCAAUCAAGGCAGAAACUAAAAGUUGCGAUGGAAUGCAAAGCGACCAGCUUAUGAAAAGAAAACGCGAUGCAUUGGACGAUGAGCCUCUAAAUAGCAGAAGUAAAAUUGCAAAGAGUUUGUCUUUCGGAUGUGAGACAGUUGGUUCCUCCCAAUCGUUUUCCUUCAGUCGCCGAGCUUCGGAAGUCGUGAUGUCGAAGAGUAUGGCAGAAUUGAAUGACCACCAUAAACAGAAACUCCUGUGGGCCGUGACGGCUGCGUUGCGCGUGCACGGAUUGAGCAUGUCGUCGCCCGGCUUCCGUGAGAAGGCAUCAUCGUUGGCGCGCCUCACGCGCAAGCUAUUGACACUUCCGCCGCACGCGGCCCGCCUCGCCGCACCGAACCAAUCCACCUCUGAUACUAUGCUCAAGAUUGCACGUAUAUACGUGUACGCAAUUAUUCAAGGCCGGACCGUGGACGACUGCUUCGAAGAGGAAAAGACCAAAUUAGCGAACGAAGCCAACAGUAAAAUAUCCGGUUACAUAUCGGCCAGUGCAUAUCAACAGCUAAAGGCUAGACAGGCACCGACCAGCACACUUACUUCACGUAUAAAAGAAAAUACAUAUAGUGAUGGGUCCGUCAAACCAGAACAACCUAGGAGUAAUUCGAAGAAUGUCCUUCAGGACAAGUUGGUGAAUAUAGACACGAAUUCUAAUAGUAGUAGUAGUAUUAGUUUAAGCUUAUUGAAGUCGAAUUCCAUGCCUUCGUUCGAAGAAGCUGCUAAAAUGAGGGCCCGCAGGCAAAUUAGUUUCGACAAUGUGGAUUUCCCUAAAAGGUGAUGUGUUUAUGUAGGUAUGUACAAUUUUAUUUUUGAGCACAGUCACAUGUGAACCGUAGUCAUAGUGUUUUAUAAUUCAUGUCAAUUUGGCUUGUUUUUUUAUUAUAAGCUACAAAAAAUAUUAACAUUUUUGUGAACCAAUUUUAUGAGAUUGACCAUGUUUAAGAUGACUUGAUACUAUAAUAUCAGAUCAAAAUAUGAAAGCAUAACAAUAUUUCAGUUUGAAAAUUAAAUAAUAGUAAUUAUCUACCCCCCAAUAACCGUUUUUGGUUAAAUAGAAGCUUCUUAGGGCUAUGGCUGCGUUUCCAUAAAAGCAGAACUGUUCAAAGCUGAGCUGACGUUUAAAGAAACUGACGAAUGGCAUAGCUCUAAAUACGCACACUAUGAAUAUUGAACCAUGCUAUUAACACAAUUUCUCUAAGAGUGCUCAGCGCCGCGUAGUUCCGCUUCUGUGGAAACUUAGCUUUAAUAUCUAUCGGAAUUAACGGAUUUUUCAAUAUAACUGGUUUUACCAUAUCUGUUAAUUCCGAUAUUAUCUGUAGCUAGCUACAUGUCACUGCAACGACAUGCGUUCUCCAAAGAUCCUGGGCUAGAGUCUCUGGUGGAGCUUCUCUUUAAGUAAUGAAUACAAAUAUUUUGUGUUAUAUUCAUAGUACCAGCUUAAUAUUAAUGUCUAUAUUUUUAGUACCUUUUAUUAUUGGAAUAUAACAAUGGCUACUUACUAACUAAACUAUGAUAUUUCCUCUUACUGGAGAUAUGAUAUUGGAAACGACUGAUAUUGAGGGUAGUUCCGACUUUUAUUGACUCUACAAACAUGUUCCUAUUUUACUAUUGUAGGAGUUUUAGACGAGGCGCACAAGUACGGUUUCCUGAUCUAGGAUUCCGUGAGCCUAACGCAGAUGUUUCGUUUUUUUAUUAGUUAGAGUCCAAAUAGAACGUUGUUUUUUUUUCCAUUCUGAAAAAAGAAUAGUAUGCUCCUCAUUAAACAUUUGUAUAUAAGGACGGGCAUUCAGGUUUCCGGAUCGGGAUGCCUGAUCAGGAAACCGUACAUGUGCGCCCAAUCUAAAACAUAAAAAGAAAAUGAUAUUGUACAAAAGAUUAUUUUGUGAGAUUCAUGAAAAAUGAUUUACUCACUAGACAGCACACUGUAUCAAUUACCUGACAAUCUUAUAAUGUGAAUGGACCUUACGGGUUUCAAAAUUUGACAUACAAUCUUCGAUCAUUGAUAAAUCGAAGCAAACAAUAUAAUUUUCGUGAAAUUUAGUAAAAUUAAAUAUUAAUUAAGUUCAGUGUAAAUAUGUUUGAUUUCUAUUUAUUUAAGAGAAACUGUUAGUGUUUUUGUAUUGGUGAACAUUGACCUAUAAUUCAAUGUUAGAGCAAAAAUCAUCGAGUGUAAAUGCAUAGCGGAUUCUAAUCUUAUUACUGCUUUAUUAGAUUGGUUAGUCAUGCGUUCAACACGAGUUUAGAAAAUAUGUCACAAAAAUUUUGCCUAUACAUAGGUAAAACAGUGUCUAACUUUUUUGUAGUACAACUAUUAUGUUUUGACGCACAAAUAGGGUUGGGAAUUCUUUCAAAACCCCGGGACACGAGACAGCCUACGAUCUAAGUCCCGGGACAUACCGGGACUUCGAGACUUUUAAGAAUAUAAUUUCAAUUUAGUUAAUUUCUGGUGUAAAUUAAUAAAUUUUAUUGUAAAAAUCGAUCAUUGACGAUUUUACAAAAGCGCCGCUGCAACAGAAACACCGCACCACACUCACUCACCUCAUACAGUGCCACUAAGAUCUUGUGCAUUUAGAAUACAUUGACAGGAGGGUGCUGCUCAUUAGUAAGUGGUGAAAUGUGUCACAUUUGUAAUAGAAAGUGACUUCAUGAGUUACCUCAUAUUGAAGUCAUUUUUCAAUUUGACGACUCUGUAUAUAAUACAGGGAGAAAAAAACAGCUCUUGCUGAGUUUCUUGCCGGUUUUUCUCAGUACAAGGUCUCCCGCCUUAGAUUUGCGAACCGAAGGCGUAGCUUUUCGACAUGCACAAGUGCUUGUAACAGCCUAGACUGAAUAAACGAUAUUGAUUAUUGAUUUUAACGUACGUACGUAAAAUCUCUUCACUAAAGAGAACUUUUUAUAAUAACUCGGAUAGAGAAAUAGGAAAUAUAAAAAGGUUUAUUUACACCUCCCUUUAUAAAUAAAAGGCUUUAUAUCUUCUUAAAAUAAGUUUCGAUUUCGGCCACGCGCCACAAGAUCUUGGUCGCACUAAAUUAAAUUGACGACUGACUGAGCUAACACAGACACAAUCACAAUCCAAACGUCACAGCACAAUGAAUGUAGUGACGCGGCAAACGCAUUUAUAAAUAAAUAAUAAUAAAUAAAGAUAUUUAUUUUCACUCUAAAUUACAAGUGUUCCAUCGAAACAAUCAAUGGAUGCAUUAAUUGUUUUUCUAAUUUUAAGAGGUAAUCGUUGACAGCUGUAAUAGUAAAAACUGUGUAUAAUUAAUAGUAAAAUUUAUUGUGUUGUGUACUCAAUAAUUAUGUAGUAGACCAUUUAAUUAUUCAUUGAAAUAAUAGAACUUUAAUUUUUUUGAAAUAAAAAGUCCCUAGUCUCGACCCGAAAGUUCGAUAAAUUUACAAAAAGUCUCAGGACUUCGAAAUAUGAGACGUCCCGGGACCCAAAACCCUACGCACAGAGCACCCCAGUAGAGUCUCAAUUUAUCGAAAUCGCCAAAGUUUGAGCUUAAGUGGAAGCGCCGCGUAAAAUGUGACGUGACGGUAAAGUUAGAGAUGAGUUAAAAAUUUUGGUUACCCAUUGGUCUAUAAGCAAUUUCAUUCGCUUCGGGAACCGUUGACCAAGUAAAGUCCUUUAAUAUAUAAUUUUUAUUUAGUCUAAUUAUUUUUAUUUGUGUGACUAUUUUAUGUUUUAAGUGUCUCCAUAACGACGUCGUUAACUAGCUCAUUAAUGUUCUUCCUUUGGAUAGAUUUGUUGUUUUGUCAUAUGAUUAUAAUUUUAUUUUGUUAUUUUGCAUGACUUAUUUAGCAAUUAAAAAAAAACAUUAUUAUGUGUGAGUCGCGCUAAUAACGAAGUGUUCUAUUAAAAGCGGUCGUUUUAAGAUAUGUGGGCAGAUGUUUUCUGUAUUUCGAUGCGAAGAAAAAUCGUAAUAUUACAGAGUUGCCAUGAUACAUGCAAAAUGCUCUAUGUUAGAAUUUAGACGAGCUAACUUUGCUAUUUUGAAUUUGAGCAGAAUCAAAUAAUCUAUUAUUAUGCUGGCGAUCAGCAAAUCUAGUUUUUAUUAUAUUAUCAAUCAACAAUGAUCUCGGGCAAAUAUAUUUUUUCCAUUAUAUUGCAUGGUUGUAAGUACAAUUAGUAACUGUUAAGUAAUUUGUAGUAACUACAAUAAUACAUUUUUUUUAAGGAGAGAUGUAUUGAACUGCAAUGGGUAUUAAUAUACCCUUCUUUAUUGGCGCGAAUUAUAAAUCGCUUUGUUGAUAUUACUCAGUCAGGAGGCAGUCAAGCAGGCGUAUAUCAUACGUAGUUAAUCUAUUCCAUCAUAGCUUGGUAGACCCACCAACUACGAUAUUGCAAAGCGAAUUUUAUAAAAAUAAUAAUAACACCGUGAAUUUGCAUCUAAAGCACACAAUUGUGGCGCGUUUCCUUUGUUAAAGUACUUAAAUUCAAGUAUGACGAAAGCACUCGCGUGCAAGUUACUUAAAUGAGGUUAUUAAGGUAAAUUUACGUCAUUAGUAAGCGCCACUGUGACGUCCAACAUGCAUUUAAAUUUAUCCAUAGACUAUGACGACUAUAUAUACUAUACGUGAUUUGACGGAUGAGUAGACCUUUCGUCUCAGUGCGCCACCUGGUGCCUGUCAUUCCAGAAAACCUUCAUUAUUGUAGAAUGUAAUUACGCAACCUGUUAAAAUGGUAUCUAUAUAUUGUUCAUACAAUAACUGUGACGAUUUUAUGAAAAUAUGUAAUGUUUAGAUUACCUUUCUAACAAACUUGUAUAAGUACAGUUAAAACUAAAUACUGCGGGCUUAUUGUGUUAUUCUGCUCAAAAAUAUAUUAUUAUUUAUAAAUACAAAUAAUAUUAUUAUUAAAAAAAAUGUUUUAAAAGUAAACUAAGCAUAAUAAUAAUCUUAUUUAAUUAUUGUAUUGGUAUAAAUCUAACUUACCAAUGACAAUUUUCAAGACAUUUGAAUGUAAAAAAAUCCUUUUGUAUUACUAUCAGUCAGAGUCACAUAAUAGGCCUGUAGAUUAAUAGCGAUGUUAUGGUACCUAUGCAUUUCGCUUUUUUCUUCGAUAAGAUUCACCUAUGUAGUUUAAUAAGAAUAAAUGGUGUGUGUUUUCAUGGUGUAGUAUAAAUGCUUUACUAUUGCUGAGCUCGAUCUCAGGUGUAAUUGAUAAGUAAUAAAUUAUUUUUUUCUCA
Messenger RNA from Chilo suppressalis (striped riceborer), 7438 nucleotides. The record is from the annotation of a GenBank genome assembly. Lineage: Eukaryota; Metazoa; Arthropoda; Insecta; Lepidoptera; Crambidae.